Messenger RNA from Phalaenopsis equestris, 965 nucleotides. RefSeq names its product COBW domain-containing protein 1. The record is from RefSeq and is a predicted model, not a curated record. Bases 1 to 852 code for a protein of 283 amino acids. Gene Ontology annotation, cellular component: cytoplasm. NCBI's taxonomy places the organism in Eukaryota, Viridiplantae, Streptophyta, Magnoliopsida, Asparagales, Orchidaceae. The transcript has 8 exons.
AUGAUCGAAGGAAAGUUCUUCAAGAGAUUGGAAACAUUGGUGUACCUGAGAUGCCUGAAGGAAGAUGAAGCGCUAAACGUUCUCAGGAGAAUUGAUCAUAUAUUAUUAGAGACAACAGGAUUGGCUGAUCCUGCACCUCUUGCAUCUGUCCUUUGGUUGGAUGAUCAACUGGAAUCAGCUGUGAGACUGGACUCUAUUAUUACAGUUGUGGAUGCAAAAAACAUACAAUUGCAACUUAAGGAAUACAGUGAUUCAGCUUCAUUUCCUGAAGCAUUUUUUCAAAUUGCAUUUGCGGAUGUUGUGAUUCUAAAUAAAAUUGACUUGAUCCUUCAAGAAAAUAGAUGCGGCGAUUCGAUCACAGAGAGUUUGGAGGAUAUAGAAAAAAGGAUUCACAGCAUUAACUCCCUUGCUACCAUUCUUCAAACUGUUCGUUGCCAAGUCGAUUUACACGAGAUAUUGGAUCGAAAGGCCUAUGGUGCUAAUCAUUUGGCUCAUUUGGAAGCUCUUUUGGAAGAUAGUAAAACAGCUCCCGUUGGCAGCCGCCACGACUAUAGUGUACGAACCUUUUGCAUUUUUGAGGAGCUGCCUGUUGAUUUAGACAAGGUGCGGCUAUGGCUGGAAGAUCUUCUUUGGGAGAAGAAAUCUCAUAUGGAUGUGUAUCGCUGUAAAGGAAUUCUAAAUAUCCAUGGUUCGGAUCAACUUCAUACUUUACAGGCGGUGAGAGAAAUAUACGAGGUUGUUCCGGCGCGGCGAUGGCUUGAGACCGAGCAAAAGACGAGCAAGAUUGUGUUCAUAGGUCGCCAUCUGGAUGAGACUGUUCUGAGGAACUCUUUCAGAUCCUGCAUAUUAUAAUGAAGCAGGCAGUCCUUAAUAUUCAGGCAACUAUGGACUCUCAGUUAGCUAAUCAAGGCAUGUAAGGAUCUCUUAUAAAACUUGCUAUGAAAUUUAAAAAAAAAAAGAUUUUG